CAGCUGCCUCAUUUUCAUUCUCUUGGUUCCGUGUUCAUCGUCUAGUGCAAACAACCUUGAAUUAGUGUGACCAAAUAAACAUCUACGUUUCGACGAAUCUACGCAUCGAACUUGGAACCAUGGGUGACCGCUCCAGAGACAGAGGGGCACGCGUGUACGUCGGGGGCCUGAGCGACUCCGUCAAGAAAGAAGACCUCGAAGGAGAAUUCGAGAAGUACGGAAAACUGAACUCCGUGUGGGUGGCUUUCAACCCCCCAGGCUUUGCUUUCAUCGAAUUCAACAGCUUAACGGACGCAGAAACUGCUUGCGAUAACAUGAACGGCACCGAUUUCCUGGGCUCAAAACUGAGAGUAGAGAUCGCCAGGGGCAGGUCCCGUAGGGGCGGACCUCGUGGCGGCGGCGGCAGAGGUGGCGGUGGAGGGUACAGAGGAGGCAGCAGCCGUGGCUAUGGAGGCGGCGGCGGUGGUUAUGGAGGUGGCCGUGGCGGAAGGUCGAGCUACGACAGACGUGACGGAGGUGGCAGAUUCGGAGGGCGAGACUUCGACAGAAGAAGCGAUUCCUUCAACAGAGACAGUUUUGGAGGUCGCAGAGGAGGCGGCGGAGGAAGAUUCGAUGAUAGGUACCGCUCAAGAUCACCAAAUUCCGGGCCGCCAAGGCGUAGAGACUAAGUACUAGCGUAGAAGUAGACUGUAAGUUAAUGAACUGUGUUUAAUUUGGUAGAUGUUUGUUUCAAUGGCUCGCAUUAGUUUUUAAUUGGACCUGUGUAUUGUUAUCCAGUGAGCACGACUCUGAAAUUAAAACUUGGCACUACGUUAUAUUUCAGGAACUAAUAAGUCAACAAACACUGUUAUACUACACAGUUUGUGAAAUCCAAUGCCACUUUUACAGUGGAUUUUUUUAUUAUUUCUGUUGGUGGAUAUUAUAAAAAAAUCUAACCUAACCAAUGCUGGAAUCAACUAGAUUUUUUUAUGUAACUAGAACUGAAUAAUCUGUUACAAUUAAAGUGAGAAAGUUGAAAAGGUGGUCAACUUCUUCUCGUAACUUGUUACUUGAUAAUAGUAGGUUUUUCUGUGUAAAUGUGUUCAUUGGAAAGUGACGAGUUCAACUCGUAACUGUUACGUGCUACUUGCUGAUCAAAUGUAAAUAAAUUCACCUCAAGACAUAUAGAGACUACUCAACUGAAGUGAUGGUAACAUUUGGAACUUACUUUCAAAAAUAUUUUAAAUGGAAAAGUCCGUAGCAAGCGAUCGUUAAAGUAGGUGUCGAAUCAUGAGUUACAGUCACUAAAAGUGUUCCUGAAGUGGUCCAUUUUUCAACAGUUUUGACUCGAUAUGAAUUGUCUCUGAAAAUAAGUGGACGCGCCAAAUUUUUACUUUAGUUUCACGAUCAGCAAAAUGAAAAUUUGUAAUUAUUAUAUUAAAAGUACUUUGGUCUGAAUGAAAGUUUUUCAAAACUGACUAGCGAGUGCUGUUGAAACGAAUGAUUUGCCUUUAUUUUUAAUUUUAAGUUUGGAUCUGGGAAUAACACAAUCUAAUGUACUUGUAAAAUUGUUGUACCAUGGAGGUUGGUAGGGAACGUCUUACAGAUAUAUUGAAAUAUGUUAUUUUGAGGUCUGUUCGGUUUUUUAUUGUUCGAAUAAAAUACUUGAUUUUGCAUUCUGUACAUAUUUUUGUAACGGAACCACUGAUUUUUGUAAUACAUUUUUAUUUUCUUGGAACAGUCAAGUGAAAACUUGAGAAAUUUGUUUCUUGUGGAAUGUAUGUUUGAUUUGCAGAUUUUCAACUGUAACUUGUAUUUAAACAUGAAAUAAAAUUCAGAAAUGAUCUACUCAUGUA
Messenger RNA from Leptinotarsa decemlineata (Colorado potato beetle), 1835 nucleotides. It is a transcript of the gene Rsf1, whose product is annotated as Repressor splicing factor 1. Gene Ontology annotation, molecular function: RNA binding. The record is from RefSeq and is a predicted model, not a curated record. Lineage: Eukaryota; Metazoa; Arthropoda; Insecta; Coleoptera; Chrysomelidae.